AUGACAGAAUCACCAGCGUCAUCAUCCCUACAAACGCGUCUCACCACCACUUUCCCACAAACCGCUUCGCUCUCCAGACAAGACCUUGAAGCGCUAGCAUGUGACGAUUACCCUGCAUCCACAUUGCAGCAGCAGCAGCAGCAGCAGCAGCAGCAGACCGAAUCGAUUACCCCCAACCAAGCCUACUUCGAAGCGUUCAUUCACUCUCUCCCACAAACCCAAUCGCUUUACCGUGCGCAUGCCGAUCUUCUCCGCACCAAUGAGGCUAAAGCUUCGCGCAACUUGGAACGACAGGCCCCGCUUGAAUCACUCCGCUCAGAGACGCAACAGCUGUUUGACCGCGCAAAGGCGUUAGAAGCCGAGUGGGCGACGAAGGAGCUUCAGCUCAACGAAGCACAGAAGAGGUUCAACCCUUCCGCACUGCACUUCCACCUGACUCAGUCAGCGAGCCAGCUGAACGAUCGAUCGGAACAGCUAGCAAAUGCGUUUGUGGAAGGAUUGCCCUAUCCUCGGGACGACAGUGGUACGGCCGAGGAGGAGCUGGUGGACGAAGCGAGCUUUGUAAGGAGGUACAAGCAGCAGCGCUUGCUGUAUCACAAGAGAAGAUUUGUGGCGGAUAGGUGGGCGAGGAAUCAGGUGCAUUGGACUGACUAG
Messenger RNA from Mycosarcoma maydis (corn smut), 654 nucleotides. RefSeq lists its product as uncharacterized. The coding region runs from base 1 to 654 and encodes 217 amino acids. The record is from RefSeq and is a predicted model, not a curated record. Gene Ontology annotation, biological process: protein targeting to vacuole; ubiquitin-dependent protein catabolic process via the multivesicular body sorting pathway; protein targeting to membrane. Lineage: Eukaryota; Fungi; Basidiomycota; Ustilaginomycetes; Ustilaginales. The transcript has a single exon. Gene Ontology annotation, cellular component: ESCRT I complex.